CCGCGCGCCCGUCAGCUGCUCUCGCUCAUUCGGCGCGGGCUGAAGAUGGCGGAGCAGCGCUGGAUGCGCUCACGAGACAUCAAAGUUCUUUCUGUGGCGUCCAAUUGAUUCGGAUUUUCGCGACCGCUCUCAAAGUGGCCUUUUAAAAAGUCCGACAGAUGCAGGAACAUCUCGCCUUCAGCCUGAAGCAAUGCAUGAGGACUAGAGUGUUGCGUGACAUGCUCGAAGAACAACUGGGGUGGACAGGAGGUUCUGCUAGAAAACGUUUCUCUCAUGCCUUGUUUGUUCAAGCAGAUACAUGAAGCCGCAGAAAGUUUUAAGCCAAAGCAACAACACCCUAAAGAACAAACAAAUGAGCUGUCUUUUCACAUGGGUGCCUCCAGCUACUAACGCAUAGCGUUGAUAUAUGGACGAGAGGAGUACCAUACAAAAAGAGAGAGACCGGAGCGGCGAUUCCGUCGCAGGCUAUGGGGGCCAUGGUGACCUAGAGUCAAUAGUCGUUUCCUGGCAGGACAACUUGAUUCCAGUUUAAUCCCUGCUUGCUCUCUUUGUCUUCUACCUCCCUACCGGAGUGAGGCACCACCCUCUCUCUGUUCCUGCCACCCACUUGGCCAAGACAGCUAUGGCUGGAGUGAGGAAGUUGGCACGAGUAAUCAGGCACCAGGGUCUCCACCGCCUGAUCUUUGCACUCAUCCUCUUCUGUCUACUCUCCAUGGCCUACUUGGCUUAUCACGUCAGUGCUGGACCCAAGAUUAAGGAGGCCCCUGUGCCAUUACCACUGGGGGACUGUGUAGCUACAUCGGUAGUUGGUGGCGGACAAAGGACUCCACUGUUCCUGCCAUCACAGGUCAGCCAACGGCGACACUCGGUGAGGACAACAGACACCUCUCGGGCGGAGCCUGUGGUGUUACUCUUUGUGGAAAGCAUCUACUCCCAACUUGGACAAGAGAUCGUAGCCAUUUUAGAGUCGAGCCGCUUUCAUUACCGCACUGAAAUUGCACCGGGGAAGGGGGACAUGCCUCCUUUGGCUUGGCGAGGUCGUGGCCGAUACACCCUCAUCGUCUAUGAGAAUCUGCUCAAGUACGUCAACUUGGACUCAUGGAACCGCCAGUUACUGGAUAAAUACUGCCAAGACUAUGGAGUGGGAAUCAUUGGCUUCUAUCGGGCAAAUGAAAACUCCCCAUCCAGCGCUCAGCUUAGAGGCUUCCCUCUCUUCUUGCGUUCAAACCUGCCACUUUGGGAUUACAAAGUCAACCCUGCUGCACCCCUGCUCUACAUCACCAAACCAAAUGAGCUGGAACCUGGCCCUUUACCUGCAGACAACUGGACCACAUUCCUGUCCAACCACAGCACUUAUGAGCCUGUGCUGUUAGCUAGCCCCAGACCAGCAGAACCCAAUCAGCUCCCAACACACUCACACCAACAGAGAGGUCUGCUGGCUACGGUUAUGCAGGACCUAGGUCUUCACGAUGGGAUCCAACGGGUGUUCUUUGGAGGUAGCUUGUCUUUUUGGCUGCACAAGCUGCUGUUUGUGGAUGCUGUGGGUUAUUUAACUGGCAGAAGGCUCAGCCUCUCGUUGGACAGAUUUUUGCUUGUGGAUGUGGAUGACAUCUUUGUUGGGAAGGAGGGGACACGCAUGAAAGUGGCAGAUGUUGAGGCGCUGCUUCACACACAAAAUAAACUCCGUUCUCUGGUACCUAAUUUCACCUUCAACCUGGGAUUCUCUGGCAAGUUUUUUCAUACAGGUACAGAUGAGGAAGAUGAGGGUGAUGACACACUGCUUCGACACCGGCAGGAAUUCUGGUGGUUCCCACAUAUGUGGAGUCACAUGCAGCCUCAUCUCUUCCACAACGUCAGCGUACUCGCAGAACAGAUGAGACUUAAUAGACAGUUUGCACAGGAGCAUGGGAUCCCCACAGACAUGGGUUACGCUGUAGCCCCCCAUCACUCAGGUGUGUACCCUGUGCACAGUCAGCUUUAUGAGGCCUGGAAGAGCAUAUGGGGCAUCAAGGUGACCAGCACAGAAGAGUAUCCUCAUCUCAGGCCUGCCCGCUACCGCAGAGGCUUCAUACACAACGGCAUACAGGUUCUCCCCCGGCAGACCUGUGGGCUUUUCACACAUACUAUCUUCUACAAAGAUUAUCCAGGAGGCCCUCAGGAGCUGGACAAGAGCAUUCGUGGAGGAGAGCUGUUUCUUACAGUGCUGCUCAAUCCGGUUAGUAUAUUCAUGACUCACCUAUCAAACUAUGGCAACGACCGUCUGGGCCUGUACACCUUCGAGUCACUGGUGAGGUUUGUGCAGUGCUGGACUCACCUGCGCCUGCAGACGCUGCCUCCCGUCCGCCUCGCUCAGAAAUACUUCCAGAUUUUCCCUGAUGAGAGAGACCCCUUGUGGCAGAACCCAUGUCAUGACAAGAGACACAAAGACAUCUGGUCCAAAGAGAAGACCUGUGACAGACUGCCCAAGUUUCUAGUGAUUGGCCCUCAGAAGACCGGAACCACGGCGCUUCACUCAUUUCUUGCCCUCCAUCCUGCCAUUACCAGCAGCUUCCCCAGCCCCGUCACCUUUGAGGAGGUGCAGUUCUUCAGCGGACCAAACUACCAGCGUGGCAUUGACUGGUACAUGGAUUUUUUCCCCGUACCCUCAAACGUGAGCACAGACUUCCUGUUCGAAAAGAGCGCAAACUACUUUGACACUGAAGUUGCCCCGAAGAGAGCAGCCGCCCUGUUACCAAGAGCCAAAAUCAUCUCUAUACUCAUCAACCCUGCUGACCGCGCGUAUUCCUGGUACCAGCAUCAGAGGGCUCAUCAGGACCCUGUGGCGCUAAACUACACGUUUCAUGAGGUGAUCUCUGCAGGGCCGUCGUCCCCCGCAGCUCUGCUGUCUCUACACCGCCGCUGCUUGCAGCCUGGAGCCUACAGCAGCCAUCUGGAGCGCUGGUUACACCACUACCAGCCCAGUCAGCUGCUGAUCGUGGAUGGUGUGCAGCUGCGCUCCAGUCCUGCUCAGGUGAUGGAUGGGAUUCAGAAGUUCCUCGGAGUCACACCGUACUACAACUACACACAGGCGCUGACGUUUGACGAGAGUAAAGGUUUCUGGUGUCAGAAACUGGAGGCAGGACGUACUCGCUGUCUGGGAAAGAGCAAAGGAAGGAAGUAUCCAGAAAUGAUCCUGGAGUCGAGGGUGUUUCUUUCGGAGUAUUAUCGCGAGCAGAACGUGGAGUUACUCAGGAUGUUGAAACGUCUGGGUCAGCCUCUGCCCAUGUGGCUCAGAGAUGAACUGCACAACGCCAGCUGGAGCUGAUCAGAACCUGCAUAAGGAGAACCACGGCAGAACCCUGCUCCACACAGGAGAACUCAGGGCCCGUGUGCGGCAGGAGCCAAAAGAGGGACUGACCCCUCUCGCCCUCCAUACUCCGCACAGGCUCUGAUGGAACAGACAGGCCGAUCACGCUGUCAGUCUGAAUGAAGCCCUCAGAGUCACAGGAGAAGCCCUCAACCUGGUUAUGGGAACUUGUAGUGGACGUUCACGGAGUCAUGGAUAUGGAAAUGGGAGCGACCCGAUUGGACAGCUUUAAAAAGACAUCUAGAGUGGUUGGAUAUCAGCUGUGAACUGGCCGUUUUGAAAUGCAAAUUCUAGGAAGAGAGAGAAUCGAUCCUCUAGGAGCAUUUUGUGGAAAUACCCAUGAAAGGAAGGGACUAUGAGAGGAUUAUUUAAAUUUUAAAAAAGUCUUUAACUCUGCUAAGCAGAGAAGUAUUUAAAUAUGUGUCUCAUAUAUUUAUGCCAUCUUGCUGCCUUUCUCAAAACAGUUGCUGUUGAGGUGAUUUCUGUUUGACGUCAAAAAACAUUGUGCAGCCCAAGAAGCUGUAAAGAAGAUUUGAGGUUCAUAUGUGGCUACUUUUAGCAGAUUUUCUUCUUAAUUUAAUGAACUGGGCAAAUGUUUUGUUUAUUAAAAUUGUAAUUUUUGAUAUUAUUGUUCAACAUUUUGGGGUAGGUAAGAUUUUUAAAAUGUUUUUGAAAGAAGCCUCUUAUGCUCACCAAGGCUGCAUUUAUUUGAGCAAAAAUACAGUAAAAAAAAAAAAAAAAAAGUAAUUGUGAAAUAUUACAACUCUCUUCUAGUUUAAUUUAUAAAUAUUUUAUUUCUGUGAAAGCACGCAGCCAUUACUCCAGUCUUCAGUGUCACAUGACCAAAUAUGCUGAUUUGUUAUUCAAGAAACAUCCAACCUUGAUGUAUUUUUUUUCUGAAUUCUGUAAUGACUAGAAAGUUAAAAAACAACAACAACAGCAUUUAUUUUGAUUUAUUUAAUGCAUUCUUGCUAAAUAAAAGUAUUAAUUUCCUAAAACUGAAAGCUUACCCCAGACUUUUGAACACUAAUGUAUGCAAUCUGAAGAUAAUAGCACUGUUCCAAAACCUAGCAAGCAUUUCAAGGCAUCAUAGCUAUUUAGGCAGGAAACAUAAUUAUUCUGGUUUUUAAUAUAACUUUAUUUUAACACCAAAGCAUUUAUGGAAAUGGAAACUUCAAAAAACAGUAGUGAUGCCGAUUUAAUAUAUUUUUCAACAUUUUGUCCAUUAUGUAACUCAAAAUUGAUUCCAAUACCUUUGUAAUCUUCAGUGUAGAAUUGAUACUUAUGUUAACCAAUCCAAAUCACUUACAUCAGCCACAGUGUUCCACAAUAAUAGUUUUGUAGGCAGUAGAACAGAAGGAAACAAACUAGGUUUUGGAACAGUCCAGUAUCAGUGCAGAACUAAAGCAAAACUGUUUUUAUACGUGCCAAACUAAAUUGUUCCUGGAAAAUCUUUUUGUUUUUGUUUAUGGCCAAAAUGACAAAUACAUUAUACUGUAUUGACUGAAUGUGCAUUGUGUAUGUGUAGCAACAGUUGGAUACAUAAAAAUGAAUCAACAGUAAUGUGAUCCCAUCACGUCUGGUGUUCAGUUUAAGUUCACAUAUAAUGGGAAAAUAAAGGCACAGAAUGGAGACGGCCAUCUCAUUUUUCUCUUCAAAGUGUAAAUUGAGGUGAACAAGAGGGGUGAGUAUCUUAUCUGAGCUCCUGCAGUCUACUUUAUCAGCCGAGAGGAAGAGUGUAGAGAGAGUUUGAUUAAUCACCACACAGAAACGAGAGACUCGCCCUCCAUUUGAGAGCUUUGGGGCCCAGCCGCUCGAAUGCAGGAAACAAAGCCCUUAAAUAAGACUUGCUCAGGUCCGCUGGGAGUCACCACAGACAGUACACUGUGUGCUGGAGGGGAGAGAAGGAAAAAUAAAUGGUGUGAACUUCUAUAAAGUGCCUAUGUAUCUGAAUGCAGACACGUGCUAUUGAUGCAGCAAAUGCUGCUUGUAUUAAACUAUUACUUUGGGGCUGUUUCCUAGUACAUCUUUACAGUUGAAAACCUAUCAAAGCUAUAAGCUUCUACAUUUCAUUCCUUUUACCGUGAAGGUACACGUGCAUGUACAAUAACAAUGGGAAGGAAUUUUUAUGGUCAUAAAAAAACGGAAAGCCCAGUUCUAAUUCACAGUACAUUAAACAUGGACAUGUAUAGUACAUUUCAUGGUUAUUGGGUCAUUAAGCGGCGGUCACACACUGAAGGCAACAACCAGAACACUGAACAAGGAAUGGGCCCCGUGAGACACUAAUGCGGUUUCAAUACUACAUUAUUGCUAACUUUUCUUACAUUAACCAGCAUUACAUUACAGCAUUUGAGGUGUGUUCAGUAGCUCUUCAGCUAACGUUAACAUUGCUGUUCUUAGAGUGCUUUACGCUGCACUGCCAUCGUUGGGUAAUUAUACUGGAUAUAAAAUGCAGGCAACAGGGAGCCGCUAUUAAUAUGCUGGGCACUGAAACUGCUUUCGAAUGCACGAUCGCUUUUUACUUUCACUUUCAAGAUUUGCGACCGCAUGUGCUCUUUGUAAACUACAGCGGCAGUACUUGCCACACAUUUUACAAGAUCAGAUGCUUGUCAGUGGUGCUCAGGAUCUGUAAAUCAUUCGCCAUCAUCCUCAGUCAUCUCUCCUUACUCUGUUUAUGUGGUAAGUGAAAUCUUAUGUACUGUAAUGUAAC
This is a messenger RNA of Onychostoma macrolepis, 6056 nucleotides long. It is a transcript of the gene ndst2b, whose product is annotated as N-deacetylase/N-sulfotransferase (heparan glucosaminyl) 2b. The transcript has 15 exons. Gene Ontology annotation, molecular function: deacetylase activity; heparan sulfate N-sulfotransferase activity. Gene Ontology annotation, cellular component: Golgi apparatus. The coding region runs from base 623 to 3304 and encodes 893 amino acids. The record is from RefSeq and is a predicted model, not a curated record. NCBI's taxonomy places the organism in Eukaryota, Metazoa, Chordata, Actinopteri, Cypriniformes, Cyprinidae.